Papaver somniferum (opium poppy) is the source of this 2220-nucleotide messenger RNA. RefSeq lists its product as uncharacterized. Bases 1 to 2220 code for a protein of 739 amino acids. The record is from RefSeq and is a predicted model, not a curated record. Lineage: Eukaryota; Viridiplantae; Streptophyta; Magnoliopsida; Ranunculales; Papaveraceae. The transcript has 3 exons.
AUGUCAUCUGAUGAGAACAAGAAAUGGAUGAAGUGUGACCGUAAGUCUGGUGAAUACAUACAAGGUGUGAGGUCAUUUAUACAGUUUGCCAAGAAUAAUGGUGGUGGGAGGGUUUUAUUUUCAUGUCCUUGUCGAAAUUGUAUGAAUGGUAAAGGUUUAGUUUCACUUAGUGAGAUAUCAUUGCAUUUGCUCAAAUAUGGUAUUUGUUUGACGUAUACAACAUGGCGUCAUCAUGGUGAAAGUUCAGUAGCAGCACGGUCAAGACAUAGGGAUAACACUACAGCAGUUAUGGAUGGGAAUGUUACAGUAGGUGUGGAUGUGGAUGGGAAUGUUACAUCUGCUAUGGAUAUGGAUGUGAAUGUCACAGGAGGAGUUGAUGUGGAUGAGAAUGUUACAGCAGGUGUGGAUGUGGAUGAGAAUGUUACAACAAAUGUGGAUGUGGAUGAGAAUAUUGGGACCAAGGGGUGUUGUAAGAAAAAGUUAUCAGCGGCCGAGCGAGCAAGAGUACCAUUGUAUCCUUCGUGUCCUAAAGGAAAGUCGGCGUUGUAUGUAGCGAUAAUGGUGAACAACAUAAAGACUCAGUAUGCGAUUUCAGAUAAUGGUAUGACUGCAAUGUUAGAAUUGAUAAAAGAGUUGCUUCCUGAAGAAAACACCCUGCCAAGUAAGUUUCCAGAUGUCAAGAAGAUAAUUCAAGAGUUGGGGAUGGAUUAUGUAACCUACGAUGCUUGCGUGAAUGAUUGUAUACUCUGUUGGAAGGAUAAGAGUUCAUUGCUGAAGUGCCCUGUAUGUCAAGAACCGCUGUAUGUAAGAGUUUUCAAUGAUGAGAGAAAACUUACUCAAGUUGCGCAGAAGACAUUGAGACACUUUCCAAUAAUUGCAAGGUUGAAAAGAUUUUAUAGUAUACCAUGGAUAGCAGAGGCGAUGCUUUGGCAUUUUAGAGCACAGAAAGAUAUCAAUGUAAUGCGUCAUCCCGUUGAUUCUUCAGCUUGGCGUUGUGCGGAUAGUUUUUUUCCAGAGUUUGCUAAGGAAGCACGGAAUGUUACUCUUGGUAUAGCAACUGACGGCUUCAACCCCUAUGGAUGCUUUGGUCUCAAUUACAGCUGUUGGCCGGUAUUUCUCUGUCCGUAUAAUCUUCCUCCUUCGAUGUGUAUGAAGAGGGAGUUUUCUAUGUUAUGUUUGUUGAUAUCAGGCCCGAGAGCACCAGGUAAAGAUAUCGAUGUUUACUUACAACCAUUGAUUGAAGAGUUGAAAGAGUUACGGAAUGAUGGUGUUAUGACUUUCGACAGCUUCACCGGUUCUGAAUUUCUGAUGAGAGCUAGGUUGUUAUGGGCAAUUCAUGAUUUUCCAGCAUUAGGGACUCUUUCUGGAUGUGUAACUCAUGGGUAUUUUUAUUUUCCAAGUUGUGGAGAAGAAACAGAUGCUGAGUGGCUGCCAUAUAGUAAGAAGUUGUGUUAUAUGGGACAUCGAAGAUGGCUGCCAACGAAACACAAGUUUAGAGAUGAUAAAACAAACUUCAGUGGAGGAGUUGAGCAUGGUAAAGCUCCAUGGCCACUAACAGGAUUGCAAGUUCAAGAGAUGGUAGCUAAUUUGAAAAGAAAACAGGUUCGUCACUGUACAGAUGUGAUGCAUACCGAGAAGAAUAUAACUGAGCACAUUGUUAAUACUGUAUUGGGAAAUAGCAAGUCAAAAGAUGGUCUUAAUGCAUGUAAAUAUAUGGAAGCUAUGGGGAUUAAAAAGCGGUUAUGGUUGAAAGAGGAUGACAACACGGGCAAGACAACAAUGGAAGAUGGGUCUUUUGCCUUAACAAAGGAUGAAAAAGUUGCUUUCUGUACAGUUUUGAAGAAUUUAAGGGUGCCUUCAAAUUUCUGUUCCAAUCUUCGCAACAACGUUGGUAUAAAUCCACCGGAGUUGAAGAAUUUAAAGUCUCAUGAUUACCAUGUUAUGAUGCAGUCUUUGUUUCCACUGCUUGUUCAUACUGCAACUUCAUUUCCUAAAGAUCUGCGAGUUGCUCUUCUCCGGAUUAGUUUAUUUUUCAAUAUCUUAUGUGCGAAGGUUAUUAACAGAGAGCAUCUUUUACAAGCUAAAGCUAGUUUGGUGGAGGCGAUGUGUGUUCUAGAAAAAUACCUUCCUCCAUCCUUCUUUGUCAUUAGUAUCCACCUGAUGAUUCAUCUGGCAGAUGAAGCUUUAAUCUGCGGUCCGAGGAUGACUUUAAAUGCAUGA